AUGGCGUGCGUCCCCUCCGCCGUCUCCGCCGCGUUCCUCGUCCCCGCGAGACCGCGCGUCUCCGUCGCCGCGCGCCGCGGCGUCGUCCCCGUCCGCGCGUCCGUCCCCGACGCGACCGACGCGUCGUCGUCGGCGAUCCCGGCGAUCGACGUCCAUCCGAUCGUCCCGCGCCGCGUCCUCGGCGUCUCCGCGACCGCCGCGCUGUUCGCGACCUCGAUCGCGCCGUCCCCGGCGCGCGCGAACGACGACGACCUCGAGGUCGUCUCCGAGACCGCCGGCUUCGGCGCGAAGACCGCGAAGACCGGAGACUUGGUCCUCGUCAACUACGUCGCGACGGUCGGCGACGACACGCUCGUGGACACGACGUACGGCGGCGAGAAGUUCUUCACCAACGGCGCGCAGCAGUCCGUGCAGCCCGCGGAGCCGAGGCCGGUGAUCGUGCGGGUGAACGGUAUCGACCCGGUCCCGGGGCAGUGCGCGGGGUUGAAGCGCGCGGUGGAGGGGAUGCGCGUGGGCGGCGUGAAGACCGUGCGCGUGGCCCCCGCCGCGGGGUUCGGAGACGCCGCGACGCGAUCGCCGUUCGCGCUCAUCCCGGGGGGGAGCGUCGUGACGUACGAGAUCACCGUGCUGCGGUUGUCCGACACCGGGCCGGACGCGCUGUUCAAGGACGUCGCGGGGUGCGGGCUGGGGGGUGCGAACACGAUGACGAACGGGUGCGGCGGGAUCGUUCCGGCGGAGUGA
Molecule: messenger RNA, 741 nt
Organism: Micromonas pusilla CCMP1545
Lineage: Eukaryota; Viridiplantae; Chlorophyta; Mamiellophyceae; Mamiellales; Mamiellaceae
Exons: 1
Coding region: 1-741 (246 amino acids)
Cellular component (GO): chloroplast
Molecular function (GO): peptidyl-prolyl cis-trans isomerase activity
Source: RefSeq, a predicted model, not a curated record